CCAACAUCCGCUUGUAGAGCCAUUCAGUGACAUUCAUUAAGGUCACAAAUUAACUUACAUCGAUGAUAAACAGCACGGCAGCUUACACUCGCAUGUACGACUAGUUCUGGUAAAUCUGCGGGCUAAAUAUAGCACAGCGGGUUUCACAACGGUGUGUAUGCCUCAUGGAUGAAAAGGAAAGACUUCACACAAGUGUAAUUGACGCUAGGCGGGCUAUAUGGUAGUGGCCAGUGGUGAGAAUUAACGAAUAUCAUAUUACUGCCCUUCACAAGAAAACGAGGAUUUAUCACACUAUCACAUCAUGAAUCUAGUGAAAUUGCUGACGAUCGUCGGGGGUUUUAUUGUGGGACAGCUAAAUGGAGAAACAGUGAACUUGUUUACCAUGUGUGGACGAGGAACGGAUGGUGAAGCCAAACUUGUGUCCAGGUCAGAAAACGUUACGGUAGAGAUAUAUGGAAAAGACUGGCCUACUGGAAAGAAUUCUUGUGAAGUUGUAUUUCAGUCGAAGACAGGUCGGAGGUCUCUGAAUUACAAAUUCAAACGGUUCCAGGUGAACGACUAUGUGACAGAAGUGAACGUACACUCUAAAUCAUCGCUUAUAUUUAUUCAACGUAUAUUUAACAAGUUUUUGCCACCGGAUAUUGGAGUACUGGAACCUGGCACUUCAACGAUACGUAUAAUCGUCACACGAAGAAAUCUGGCCGCGACAAGCCUAAUAGCUUCGAUGGAAUUAUCCAUCAGGCAAGUUUCCAGUGGCAUGGCAAGUGUUUGUAGAAUGCCAGCUUUGGUAAUUGUUGGUGUUACGCUUAGUGCUCUUGGCCUCGUCUUCAGCAAUGUCUAACGCUAUGAGUAUGGAGUAAGGAUUCAACUUGACAACCAGGGAUACGCUUCCCAAUACUUUAUUGCCAGUCCUUAUCACAUGCGCGACAUGUGGGCGAGAUAAAACACAAAAAUAAUACUCAGUCGGAUGGUCAGCAUGACUUCAUGGUCACAACAUGGAUGGCGCAGUACCACAAGCAUCUGAUCAUUCACUUACUUUGGAUGGAUCCCAUGCGUAUUACAGGCCUACUCCUGGUGAAAACGUCGCUUGUCAUUCGAUUCUCAUUGGACGUCAUGACAUCACAGAAAGACUGAACAUUUUUAACCCGUACGACGGCUAUGUUCUGAUAUAUUUGCAACAAUAUUUUUUUGGUUGGCCAUAUAAGUAUUUUUCUUGGAUGGUUCAACUUUGUUACAAGUCUUUCUCAGGGAUAAUCUUAUUGCAUAUAUGAUGCUCGAACUGACUAGCCUUGACACGUCUAUGGGGCGGUACAUUUGCAUACUGAAUAUCAUUUAGAAGGAAUUAAUUAUGAUAAACAUAAUUAUUAAACCAUAAAUCA
Liolophura sinensis is the source of this 1379-nucleotide messenger RNA. RefSeq lists its product as uncharacterized. The transcript has 4 exons. Lineage: Eukaryota; Metazoa; Mollusca; Polyplacophora; Chitonida; Chitonidae. Bases 302 to 841 code for a protein of 179 amino acids. The record is from RefSeq and is a predicted model, not a curated record.